Molecule: messenger RNA, 7000 nt
Organism: Trematomus bernacchii (emerald rockcod)
Lineage: Eukaryota; Metazoa; Chordata; Actinopteri; Perciformes; Nototheniidae
Gene: foxj3
Product: forkhead box J3
Exons: 12
Coding region: 477-2345 (622 amino acids)
Biological process (GO): regulation of transcription by RNA polymerase II
Cellular component (GO): nucleus
Molecular function (GO): RNA polymerase II cis-regulatory region sequence-specific DNA binding; DNA-binding transcription factor activity, RNA polymerase II-specific
Source: RefSeq, a predicted model, not a curated record
CUUACCAAACGGGGGGGAGAGUCCCGGAUGUUGGCUCGGCCGCCGAGAGAAAGGCGAACGGGAGAAGGCGGAGAGUAGCUGAAGAGGGACACCACGGCACCGCGGGCUCACCGGUGAAGCUAAGGCUACAGCGCUUCUUUUGCACAGGACGGUAACGUCAAUAACACAGGACCCUCCUGGGGAGCCCCUGCGAGCUGAAGAAGAAGAGGAGGUGGAAGGAAGGGGAGGGGGCAGUUACUCUCAAACUACCGACAGGAUUUAACAGACAGCCGCCGUCACAGCAAGCUUUCACCCAGAAGUUGACCUACGGAAGACAUCAUGCUGAUGAGCUGAGGGAGCCUUCAUCCUCAAGCUGUCACUCGUCUCUGUUUGUUAUUCCGCACCUGGUCCACUCUCCAUCAGUCACCGAGCGCCAACAGCAACCACCACCACCUCCACCUUUUCCCCGCCCCCCUCCGGCCCAGCCUGCCGUCACCAUGACGUCGGAGCUGGAGAGCAGCCUGACCUCCAUGGAUUGGCUUCCUCAGCUGACCAUGCAGGCGGCCAUCCGCAAGGCGGACGCCCAGAAUGCCCACGGGCCAGGCAUGGGCAAGAAGAGCGCCAUGCUGGAUCCUAACACCACGCUGGACCAGGAGGAGGUGCAGCAACACAAGGACGGCAAGCCGCCCUACAGCUACGCCAGCCUCAUCACGUUCGCCAUCAACAGCUCGCCAAAGAAGAAGAUGACACUGAGCGAGAUCUACCAGUGGAUCUGUGAUAACUUUCCCUACUACAGGGAGGCGGGCAGUGGCUGGAAGAACUCAAUACGGCACAAUCUGUCAUUGAACAAGUGUUUUCUCAAAGUGCCUCGCUCCAAAGAUGACCCAGGAAAGGGCUCUUACUGGGCCAUUGACACCAACCCGAAGGAGGACGCCUUGCCUACACGGCCAAAGAAGAGGCCGCGGUCUGGAGAGCGGGCUUCUACGCCGUACAGCCUGGAGUCGGAGUCUUUGGGGAUGGAGUGUAUGAUCUCUGGAAGUGCCUCUCCAACACUGGCAAUCAACACUGUGACUAACAAGGUGGCGUUGUACAACACAGACCAGGAAGGGAGCGAUAGUCCAAGAAGCAGCCUUAACAACAGCCUGUCGGAUCAGAGUCUGGCCUCCGUCAAUCUCAACAGUGUGGGCAGCGUGCACAGCUAUACACCGGUGACCACUCACCCAGAGCCCGUGUCCCAGGCCAUGAGCCUGCAGCAGCCCCCCCAGUCCCAGUACAACAUGCCAGACAGGGACAAGCAGCUCCUGUUCUCCGAAUUUGAAGAUCUCAGUGCCUCUUUCCGCAGCCUUUACAAGUCUGUUUUUGAGCAGUCCUUCAGCCAACAAGGUCUGAUGGGCAUACAGUCCGAUUCCUCCCAGCAGACCCACACCUCCUGCUCCUAUCAGCACUCCCCCGGCGGCAACAUUAGCACUCAGAACAGCCUCUCAAACAACCAACCCAACAACAGCCACUCUGCCAACAGUGGCCAGGUGCCCCUGUCCCACCCUGCCCAGGCCCACCCUGGCCACGGCUCGCCCCACGCACAGCACCUCCCGCAGCACGGCGGCCCCCACACCCAACACAGCCAACACGCCCAGCACAGCCAACACAGUCAGCUCCCCCAGCACCCCCAGCACGCUGCGCACUCCCAGCACGGGCAGCACCCAUCGCAGCACCCGUCCCACGGCCAGCACCCACAGCAACACACGCCACACCCCUCCCAACACACGCAGCACAGCCAGCACCCACCGCAGCACGGGCAGCAGCACCCGAGCCUCUCCCUCCAGCCCCAUCCUACCCAGCAACAGAUGGCCUGCAACCCAGGUUUACUGUCUGACUGGUACCCAAAUCUGGAUGCACUGAAAGAAAGCUGUCGUAUUGCUAGCAGCUAUAACUGGGCUGAUGUCGACCUUUCACCUUUCCAAGGGUUGAGAGAUAGUAUGAGACAAGCGGAGUUGAACAAUUGGUCCCUGGAGCCCACCCAGAUCGCCGACCUCUGCUCGUCCAUCAACCAGUUCUUUGCCCGCACCGGUGUAAUCCAGCCACAGGGGGCAGUGCAGCCUCCUGUCUGUCACGGCUCCAUGCACCCCAACAAACCCAGCCAGCACCUCAACACAGGAAAUAUCUACAUGGACACCAGACAGAGCAUGUCCAUGAUGGGUCCUCCAGGAUAUCCCCACAUGACCCCUAUGAGCGGCACAGGACCCGCAAUGACAGGACACCAUGCACAGAUGAACCAGCAGCACAUGAUACCUACCAGAAACUUCCAGAUGCAUCGCAUGCCAGCUGAUGACAUCCAGGACGACUUUGAUUGGGACUCCAUCGUUUAGCCCCUUAAAAUCUCCUUUCUGCAAAACAAAAGGGAGCGAGGAGAGGAGUUGGAGGCCAGAGGAAGCCAGGCUGAGCUGAGAGGCCGCAGGAGGAGGAGGAGGAGGAGGAGGAAGAGGAGGCCGCUGUGGGUGGGAGGCAGAAGAACGUUUGACAAGCUUAAGAGACAGACAGACUUCACAGCCCUGACAUUUCUACAAAAAGCAAAACAUACCUAGAAAAAGUUACUUUGAAGACAAUCAUAUUCAGUUGGACAUGUUAAAGUGCUUGUGUACUUGUCUAGAGACGAGUAGAACACAUUGACGUCUAAACCACUCGCUCCUCAGCUCCUCAGCCGGCCCUCCCCCCGUCCCUCGCCAGCAGCCUUCCAAAGUCCGAACCCCUCUCCCCCCCCGACCCCCUGCUCCGUAACUGUUAUGUGAUUUGAGCGACGUGUUCAGCUUGUAAUUCUUCUCGUGUUGACAUUGGCCUCCGCUGCCUCUUGGAUGAGUUUAUCUCUCUUUUAUCUUUUAAAAACAAUUUGGUUUUGUUUCUUUUGUUUUGAAGAAACACAGGCCGUCUCUGUGAGUAAUGUGAUGGUCACGUUUGGGAGAAAGUGGGCCCCACUGUGGCUGAGUUGGUGGAAAAGUGAGGUUUACAAUAACUUUGAACAGGGUGUUAAAUGUUUAAGCAGGCUUGAUAUUAUACAAACCGAGAGAGGAGGUGAGAGGGAGAUCACAGAAAGUAUGGUGAUCUGUUUUCAAAGCCAACCAUCGUGAUCAGGCUCACUGCAACAGACCAGUGAUGGGGAGUACAACAGCUUUUUCUUUUUUGAACUUGUUCUCUGUCUCAAGCACUUCAAGACGCGUGAGAAUGAUGAGUGAGAAGGUGAAGCAGGGAAGUCAAAUAUCUCUAGUCUUUUUUAAUUCACUCCACCCAAAGUAACAUGUCGGGUCUCUGUGUGCAUCGUGUCGGAAAAUAAUUGCUUUACCUAUCAGAAACUGUUUUAACGUGAAACAAAUUCCCGUUUUUAUGGUGAAGUUGACUUUAAGGUGACUAUUCUAUUGAUCAUUACACAAGCCACCAUCGUUCAGAGACAAUGAAAAGUCGAUUUGGACGUAUUGGUAAUGCUAACAUCAUCCGCUUAUCACAAAUACAUCGAUAUUAGCAUUUAUGUCUGCUAAUAAGUACAAGUUGGUUUUCAAACAGUUUGCACCGCUCAGCAUGUAUCAUGGCGACAGUUUCAGAGACACUUUAAUGUUAAAAAACUUAACAACGGCCAAUAUAUCAUUAUGUUAUUAUGUAUCAUAGUAAACAUAUAGUAAUUUGGGGAGUAAUAUGACAAGAUUGUUUGGUAGAUACACUUCUCAGGAUGAAACGGCUGAACUGGCUCUGACUGAAGCUAACAAAGUCUGCCUCUAAAGCUCACUCACAAACACAUUAUAUCUCCAAAAACUGAACGGUUUGACGUUUACAGGGGGGGGGGGGAAAUGUGCUGGACUAUAUUUCAGAUGGUUGCUAUGACUCCCUGGAGAUAUAAUGUGGUCAUUUCUUAACUUUAAAGGUUCUGGUUGGCUGAUUCUGCGUUAGCGCUAGACAGAGCCAUGCUAGCUGCUUCUCUGUCCUGUUCCUCCAGAAGUGAGAUUGGUUUAGAGCUAAUCUUCUAACUCUACCCAAGAAAGCGUAUAAACAUAAUUUCUAUAAUGCCAAACUAUUCGUUUAAACAAUUGUGUAAAAUUGUAUGCGACCCAUGUUAUAAUUGUUUUAACUAGUGAGAGAAACAAGGAAAAGUAAUGAGCCUGAAUGCAAUUUUUAGAGUUCUGUUUUCCAGCCUUGCCGAUUUGAAACAUUGCUAGUGGACAAAUAAAAUGUGUUUGUAUAAAGACUAAUGAAGGGUGGUGAAGCUUCUUAAACGUGCCAUUACUGGAUUGGUUAAUGAUCAAUAGGAUAUGCAUCAAAUGGUGUUUCCAUUUGAAAAAGGUAAAAAACAAAAAAAACAUUAUUUACCGAACUCUCCUUUUUUAAUAAAUGAAAUCCAAAUCCACCUAUCGCACAUCAAAGCGAUAUUUCGAUGCUACACGUGUUCAUUGUCACUCCUGACAUUCAAAUGACAGAGAUAAGAAUCUUUCAACUGCCCUGUGUUUUGUUGUGAUGGUUCGAUAGCGUCAGAAUUUGCUAUUAUACAAUCAUAACAGAAUGAGAAAUGUGACUCAUACAAUGUGUGUGUGCGUGUGUGUGUGUGUGUGCGCGUGUGUGUUGGUUGAACAUAUGGUGUGUGUGGGUGUUUUGGUUUUAUUGUCAUUUUAGGGCUAUGAUUGAUUGCUGCAAUCAUCUCUAUGCUAUCUACGAGCACAAAAGCAGAUGCACACAGUGAUUAAAGAAUAGAUUUCAGACAUGUUUUUUUUUUUUUGUGGGAAGGGUUUCCAAAGCACAGAACAGGGAGAUCCGCGGUUCUGGAAACCUGUCCUCUGCGUCCUGAAACAAGUGGCUCCUCAAUCAGACAGGUGCUGAACCUUAGAGACACUAUGUUAAAAAGAGCCCUUUGCACACUUACACUUUCUGUUGAUCCGUUUCUAAGAUGCAAAGCACCUCCUGGAUCUCAAAGCUAUCUGACCCUACAGUUGACAAUAAACAGGAUUGUUCCUGCUCUAUUCUAUACUGGUAAACUAUGUACAGUGUGGUGCUUUGCAUCUACUACACUGUGUCCUUAUCGAAAGGAUUAGUUUCACAUUCUGGGAUGUUUUUUGAAGCUCCAGCCGGCAGACUGUCAGCAUUAGAACUGGAAACGUUGGGAAAUGAGCUAGUGUGACUAUAGGUAGCGAAAUAUGCCUGCAACCUCACCAAAAGUAUUUACUUAACACGUAUUAUCUCAUGUGUUUAUCUGUUUGAAAAAGACAAAACAAAAACUUUUUACAGUAGGUUAUGUGUUGGACUAUUUAAUGUCCAUUUGCAGUAACUUCCUGGAGUUGUAAAAUGUUAAUUACUGAGCUUUCGAGGUGCUGGUGAGUAGAUUCUGGCUGGCUGUUCCCUCUGUUUCCAGAUUUUAAGCUAAGCUAAGCUAACUGUCUGCUGUUUGUAGCUUCAUAUUCUAAAUACAGACAUCAGUGCGGUUUUCCCAUAUUUACCAAAAUGUCUAACUAUUCCUAUAAAGAUAAUUUCCCAACUAGGGACUCCAGCAACAACGUUUAGGUUUUUAUUUCAUAUUUUGAAUGACAAUCAUGGAUUCUUUUUCUAUGAUAUUACACAAUGUCUUUGUUAUUGUGAGAAAAGGCAUGUUCAAAUCUCACACGGUUGUUUUAUUGGAUAUUAUAGAACCAGAUGUUUUUACAUUUGAACACAGAAGGUUAUUUGAAACUCGAACCAGCCCAGUUUUAUAUUGUCGGUCUUCUGUUAAACUGUCCACAGCUGCACUGUGCGGAUGAAGUCAAGUUCUCUUCUUUCAACUGAUGAUACUGCCAUUCAUUUUUAUAUUUUCCUGCCAAUCAUACAGUGACUGUCCACUCCUGCUACUUUCUGCUCCGUUUUGUCUGUCUUUGUAUAUCAAAUGUCCGCCUGUGGAUCUCAACUAUGAGUUUUGUUCAACUGCCAGAAUUUCCUCAUUAGUGCUCAGACAAAAUACGUCAGUCCGUUAAAUGACCCAAAUCAUAGCUCCUUUAGUCGAGUGGGGGGGCCAAUCGACUGCCACUGAAGACAGCCGUGAAAAAACAUCAAUGUGUUUUCAUUAGGACUCUUUGGACCGACAGUAGAGAGCGUCCUGUGAGUCCUUGGUUGGUGUGAAGUGUGUUUCAGUUCUUCCAGGUGAAGAUUGUGAAAAUGCACAGAAGCUACUGUUUGAGCACAGCAGCACAUUGGGAAAACAAAAAAUAUUUUAGUGAACGGAUGUGGCUAAAAGGGAAAAAGGUGAAGACAAUGACUGGAUCACAAUCACAAUGUUAUGUGUGUGUGUGUGUGUGUGCGUGUGUGUGUGUGUGCUUGUGUGAGAUUUAGUUGUUUUUCAAAAGACAAUUUAAGUUUUUAAAAACCGCUGGACAUGUACCUGCCAGAGAGAUUACAAUUAUUGGGAAAAAAAGAUUAAAAGAUAAAAAAGCCUCGUCACGAUAUGGGAGAGAACUGCCAACAAGUACUGCUGAUUGGGGCCUAUUUUAUUCAGUGCUGGUGUGUUGUUGUGCUUGUACAUAUAUGUCUUUUCAAUCAUCCCUUUUUUCCUCUCGGGGGUGGGGUAUCAAGGCUGGGGGUGGGUCUUAUUCAUGAAAGACAGGAGCGAAAAGAAUAGAGUAUUUUGUUAUUGUCCAAUCAGAGGGUGACAGUAUGUAUAUAUCUAUAUUGUAUAUAUGUGAUGAAAAUGCGUUGGCUUUUUGUGUGACACUACCUUUUACCUGUACUAUGGUUCUACAUUCAGUGUUUCAGUGUUGAUAAUAUAUAUUUGGUUUGUGUUUUAUUUUUCUGUUUGUUUGAUUUUGUCUCUGUCAUUUCUUGUAUUUUUUUCUCCUAUUUUUGUUUAUUGCACGGUUUAUUACUUUUGUUGUCCAAUGAGAUGACACAGCUACUCUCUGUAUUUGUUAAGUGCUGUAAAAUAACUCAAGUGUUAUUAGAAUUGUCGAUACCACCGCCCACCCCACCCCCUUCCCCAAUAUGCAUGAAUGGCACUUAAAGAAAUAAAAUAUGGUAACUUCACUGU